This is a messenger RNA of Saccostrea cuccullata (small rock oyster), 6336 nucleotides long. RefSeq lists its product as uncharacterized. Bases 19 to 5619 code for a protein of 1866 amino acids. The record is from RefSeq and is a predicted model, not a curated record. Gene Ontology annotation, molecular function: protein binding. The transcript has 5 exons. Lineage: Eukaryota; Metazoa; Mollusca; Bivalvia; Ostreida; Ostreidae.
CUUGACUCGCCUGGUGAAAUGCACACUGAGGGGACACGAUAUCUUUUGUACGUGUUUGGACAGACGACAGCCGUAGCCGUAGUGUUGUGUGUUUUGUUGUUUUAUCUACUGAAGUUGACAAGGAUUUAUCAGUAUGUUGAGCCGUGGUUUAAAUCAAAAGCAGCUACACUUAGAGCGAAAAUUAACAACAUAUUCGCUUCAUUACAGGUAUUUCCAUCAGUGAAAACUAUCAAUACCAAAACAUCAUCAUCAACAUCAAAGUACAAGUCUACUCCAGAAACCACAAACCUAGCGCGGGUAGCAAGACUAAUCCUUGGACCAUGCACAGAUCUGCUGCGAGAAAUUCUCAGAGCAAAUAUCUCACCGUCCGACCUAUCAAAAACUGUCAAAAUUUGGAUUGAUGAUCUAAAAAAGAAAAAAAUAAAGAAUCCGUUGAAUAAACAACAGAUUGCUCUCAUAUUUCCACUGCCAACCAAACAAUAUGGCGGAGAUUACUCUGACUUUGAUAUUAGUUUUCUGUACAUUCUUCUACGUAAUGUAUGUAAAAUAUCUCCACACAAUAAGGGAUGGGGAGAAGAACCCGAUCCCACGGACAAUAGUGUAUCUGCCAACAUUGAAAGAAUCAGACUGACAAGAAACAAGUACUAUGGACAUGCAGCAGAUUUCUCCCUCUCAGAAUCAAACUUUAUAAGGGAAUGGCAAAGCAUUUACAAUAUUACAGUCGAGCUUGAGCGAUGCUUAGGAAGUUUGACUUUAUACCAAAAUGCUGUGAACGAUAUAAAGACAUGUUCCAUGGAUCCAGAAAUAGAAGCCAGAUACAUUGAAAAGCUUUUACUUCUCGAUGAACUGUGUGAGACUGUAAAAACGCAUUCAGAAGAAAUAACAAAGUUACAGCAUGCAACGAGUGUAAUCCAUCCAAAUAUAAAAGAUGUUCACCAGAAAAAAUAUAUACGCUGCUGGAAAGAAGAAGACAGCGUUUUCAAUGAAACUCACAACUUUCCUGCAAUGCUGGAUAAAGUCCGGACACAAUCUUAUAUGACAUUUGUUGGAGUCCCAGGAUCAGGAAAAUCAGCCACAAUCCAUCACAUAGCCCUGAUACUCCAGGAGGAAGGUUACGAGGUUGUACCUAUUAUAGACAUCAGUGAGGUUUACCGUUUUUGUGACUCCAAUAAUCCACAGGUGUUUGUCAUUGAUGAUGUGGUAGGUGUGUUGGGUCUUCAAAAACAAAAGUUACAGGCUUUAGUAGACUAUGAAAAGAUAAUUUCAGAUCCUCCCAAUAAAAGAACAAAAGUAUUGAUGACAUGCAGGGAACUAGUGUUUAAUGAAUGUUACAAGUCAUUUUUCUCAAAUAAGGAAAAUGUAAUCAAAAUGUUAAGUUCAGAAAAUGCAUUAAAUGAUGAUGACAAAAAAGCCAUUCUUCAGAAGCACGGCUUGGAUAAAGAUUUAUUGUCCCCUACAUUACUGAGAGAAGCAUCGGCGAUGUUUCCUCUUUUGUGUAAACUUUACUCAAAAGAGGAGAAAUUUAGAAAUGAUGUUGAAAGAUUUUUUACCUGUCCAUCUGGAUACAUUUUAGAGGAAUUUGAUAAAAUGAAGGAACAAAAUAGAUUACAAUAUGCUACGUUGAUAUUAUGCCUGUUAAAUGACAAUAAAUUAUCAAAAGAAAUAUUAAAAGACACAGGGAAUAAGGUUUUCUGUGAAAUUAAAUCAAAAGCAUUAGAAAAUUGUAAAGUUAAGAGUAACACGGACGCUUUCGAGUUUGUUGAUGCAUUGUCAGUAAUGGAGGGGACGUACACAAAACUCUGUGGUACUGAGUAUACCUUUAUUCAUGACUCAAUGUUCGAAAUCAUUGCUCAUCAUUUCGGCUCUCGGUUCCCAAAUAUCAUGUUACAAUUUAUGAGUAGCAGUUAUAUUGCUAACUAUGUAAAACUUCAAAAAGAUGAAAUGCAUAAAUUAGAGAAUGAAAAUAAGCAUGUGAGGGAAACUAUUGUAGUCAAUAGUGGGGGUAAAAAAGAAAUAAACACUGCUUGUGACAGUUUAAGAAACGGGAAGAAAGAGGCUUUGAGUGCUGAAAAUAGUGAUAGAAUGGAGGCAUUUGAUCUCUGUAUAAGGAUAGGGGAGGAUCUAUACUCUAGGUUAGCAGAGCGUUUGUACAGGGAUAUACAAAAUAUGGAGCUGUAUGAUGUUUUUAUGAAUAAGGUUUUAAAACAUCCUACGGUUUGUCAGGCUUUUAUUGAAGUGUUGGAGACAAAGUCGUACACAGAGUUGAAGUCUUUGUUUCUGUCAGAACAGAAAGACGUGUCUAAGGUAGUGAGUAAAAAAGAGCGUGUGAGGGAGGAGAGUGAGAAGAGGGAUGAGAGAAGCAGAGAGAGGCGCAGACAGAGUCUGUUAGUGAUUGAGAAUGAUGACGAUAAAGAAAUAACAUACAGUGUCAGGGUUAUCAGUUGGGUGGUUUACUACGGACACACUCAGAUCCUACAAUAUAUUUUAAAACAAACUGAAUUACACAAAGAGACACAGUCUGAACUUUUUUUUAAUUUUUUUAAUCAGGAUUUCAUUUAUUCAACAAAAGAUGGGGAAAAGAACAUUGAAGCACACAAUAAAGUGGAUAAAUUACGGUCAUUUACACACUUGGACAUUGAUGGGUCUAUUUCUGAACAGCAGCGCUUACUUCUGCUGAGUUGUUACAAUGGGACAAUAGAAAUUGUGAGAAUAUUUAUUAAAUAUCUAAAAAGAAAUACAAUUUACACGACCUAUCCAGACAUAGAUUUAAAGUUUAUGUUAGGUGACACAGCACUUCAAGCUGCUUGUAUUGAUGGACUUCUGAGUGUAGUGAAAGAGCUGAUAGAGGCAGGGGCUGAUCUUAAUUCAGUAAGUAAAUUUGAUUUUGAUACUCCACUGACAGCAGCAUGUAAAGGUGGAUAUAUGAAUAUUGCGAAGGAGUUGCUCGGAGCAGGGGCUGAUAUUAAUCAUCAAGGUUAUUUUAAUACACCACUGACAGCAGCAUGUGAGAAUGGAUAUAUACGUUUAGUGAAGGAGCUGGUGAGGACAGGGGCUGAUGUUAACAUUCCAAGUCUUCGUGAUGGAGAUACACCACUGACAGCAGCAUGUGAAGGUGGAUAUAUAGAUAUAGUGAAGGAACUGGUAAAGGCAGGGGCUGGUGUCAAUUUUAAAAGUACUCAUGCUUGUGGUACUCCAUUGACAGUAGCAUGUAAGGGUGGAUAUAUAGAUAUAGUGGAGGAACUGGUUAGGGUAGGGGCUGAUAUCAAUCUACAAGAUAAGAAUGAUACACCACUGACAACAGCGGUUAAAUAUGGACACAUAAGUAUAGUGAAGAAUUUACUUCAGAAAGGGGUUAAUGUUAAUCAAUGUGUUGUCAACUACUCUACAGGGGUUUCUGAUACACCGCUGACAGUAGCAAGCAAAGGUGGAUAUAAAACUAUAGUGGAGGAGUUGCUCGGGGCAGGGGCUGAUGUAAAUCCACAAGAUGUUGAUGAUAUACCACUGUCAGCAGCGAUUAAAGGUAGAUAUAUGAGUGUUGUGAAACAGCUACUCAAAGCAGGGGCUUGUGUCAAUCUGCGAGGUAAAUCUAAUAAUUCGCCACUGGUAUUAGCGUGUAAAGAUGGCAAUAUGAGUGUAGUGAAAAAAUUGAUUAAAUCUGGGGCUGAUGUUAAUCUACUAUGUGAGGAUCGUACAGCACUGACUGCUGCAUGUGAGGGUGGACAUCUAUAUAUAGUAAGAGAGUUGCUACAGGCAGGAGCUAUUGUAAAUCUACAAGGUGAGUAUCUUACACCACUGACGGCUGCGUGUGAGAAUGGGCAUCUUAAAAUAGUACAAGAGUUGCUACAGGCAGAGGCUGAUGUUAAUUUUCAAUGUGAGUAUCUAACACCACUGACGGCUGCAUGUGAGGGUGGACAUAUAAAUUUAGUGAAAGAACUCCUGGAGGCAGGGGCUUAUGUCAAUCCACAAAGUAAAAAAGCAACACCGCUAAUUACAGCAAUUAAGGGUGGGAGAAUGAGUAUAGUGAAGGACUUGCUAAAAGCCGGAGCUAAUGUCAAUCUUCAGGAUACGUAUAAUGAUACACCAUUGACAGCAGCAUGUAAAAUUGGACAAAUCAGUUUUGUGAAGGAGUUGCUAGAUGCAGGGGCUGAUGUUAAUCUACAAAAUGAACAUGAAACAUCACUGAUAGCAGCAUGUUUUGGUGGAUAUUUAAGUAUUGUGAUGGAGCUGAUAAAGGCAGGAGCUGUUGUAAAUCUACAAACUAAAUCUUUUAAAUCUUACACAUCACUGACGGCGGCAUGUUGCGGUGGACAUGGAGAUGUAGUGGAAGAGCUGGUAAAAGCAGGGGCUGAUGUAAAUUUACAUGGUAAAUAUUAUGAACUAUGGAAAAGGAUACUACUCCGUGAUAGAGGAAUGGGGUUUUCCCGCAAAGAAUCUUUCACACCACUGACAAUAGCAUGUGAUAGUGGAUAUAUAAAUAUAGUUAAAAGGCUUCUCAAGGCAAGAGCUGAUGUUAAUCCUCAUGGUGAACAUUUUACACCGCUGACAGCCGCAAUUAAGAGUGAACAUUUUAGUAUAGUGAUGGAGUUGCUUAAGGCAGGAGCUGAUGUCAAUCUAAAAGAUAAGAUUGAUACGCCACUGACUGCAGCGUGUGGUUCAGGACAUGUGAUCGUAGUAAAAGAGUUACUACAGAAAAGUGCUGAUGUUAAUCUACAUGGAAAGGUUGAUACACCACUGACGGCAGCAUGUAAGAGUGGAUAUAUGAAUAUAGCAAAAAUCCUGCUAGAUGCAGGGAGCGAUGUUAAUAUGCAGGAUAAGGAAGGAAAUACCCCUCUCUAUCACGCUUUUGUAAACACACAUAAAAGUUUCAUCCCUCUUAUACUACGAAUGUUUGAUAUUUAUGGUGCAGAUUCAACUAUCAGAAAUAAACAAGGCAUAUCAACAUUUUAUCAUGCAUUAAUUAGGAAUGAAAUUGGUUCUGUAAAGCAGUUAUUAAGAACAGAGAAUGAAAGUCAGUUAGACAGACUGAGGUUACAUUUGUUUGAGUGUUUGGUAAAUAUAAGACACAGUGACGUGAUGACUGAUAGUAAGGAUGAUGUGGUGGUGACACGGAGACGAGUGUGGCGUAUGGAGGAGAGGUGGGGAGAUUUGUAUGAGGAAAUCAUACAAAGUGAUUGUAAGGGUUUAGAGCAUCUGUUACGUGUUGGUCUGGAUGUCAAUCAGUGGAUACAGCUGUAUAAUGAUUAUAAAGAUGUGAUGUAUGAUGUGAAACCUCUGCUGUUUGCACUGAUUGAUGAUUAUGAUUUUGACAAUAGAUUGGUGGAUAAGGUGAAGUUCCUUCUGGAGGCGGGGGUGGAUGUCAAUGUCAUGGUGAAGUACAAAGAGUAUGAUUCCAUGUCAGACAGUGAGUGUAAUUCUGAUUCUGUGUCAGACAGUGAGUGUAAUUCUGUGUUAGACAGCGAGUAUGGUUCCGUGUUAGACAGAGAGGGGGUGUCUGUUCUAGAGAGGACACGACGACUGGUGAGUGAGUUCAGAAAGGAUGAGUGGAAAAGAGAUGAAGUGUUUAAGUACACGAGAGUGAUCAAGGAAGUGAAGAAACAUGCAAGACGAUACUCUGUGUAGAGAAGUUACAGAACGCCAUAUACUUCUAGUAUUAAGACUUAAUUACUAUGAGCGUACAUAUUACCAUAAACCUUUUGUAAAACAAUGAAAAGUAAUUUUUGAUAGGGUUCAAAUGUUUUAUUUACACUAUAUAUUAUAGGUAGAACAUUAACGUGUAUUGGUGUAUAAAACUGAGAAUUAUUUACUACGACGUUAUUGGGCUAAAAUAAUAUCUUAUGUGGAUUCAUGUUAUUUGAUUAGACUGGAAAACCUCAGUUUAUAUUUAUCAUCCAAGCUAUUUACACUUAUUUUAAUAAUCAUGUUUUUGAGUAUUUAGAUUUGCGAAUGAUAGAUUUAUAUUUGUUCUUUAUUGUAUUUCAAUGUACAUAAAUAUUUACAUAAGAAAAUUUAGUUUGCACAUUGUACAUGUUGUUCAAUGUUCAUCCACUGUUUAACAAAUUUUAAUAAAAAUAAUCAAUACAGUAUAACCAUUUGUUUAUUUCUACUUGACACUGGGUUAAUACUUUGGUAUCACGUUUCUUUCCAUUAUUAAUAUCCCUGGAAUCUUUAUUUACCAAAAAUGAGAUGGACCAUGCAUGAUGUCUUGAUGCUUGUGUCACUUUUUCCAAUAUUGAUUUUUUUAUUAUUUAUUUAUUCGUGUUUGAAAGUUUAAAAUUUUAUUUUAAACACUUUAUAUUAUAUAUGUAAACUUUUGUAUUAUUAAAAACCUGAAUUUGU